UCUUCAUCGAUCUCCAAGCCGCCCCCGUUGAACGAAAAGAGGAAAUCACAGAGAUGUCGGAGCAACUCCCCCAAGAUCUUCAGAUUGACAUCCUGGUAAGACUACCCGUGAAAUCACUUUUACGAUUCCAAUGUGUUUCCAAAUCGUGGGAAUCUUUAAUCCGUAGCUCUGGUUUUAUUUCCAUGCACACCAAGCACAAUGAGAGCACCGACAAUUAUGCUCACUUACUUCGCGGGUGCUUAUAUCGGACUGGCAAUGAGGAGGAGAUAGAGUGCUUCAGUAGUAAGUUACACCAGUUCGAUAAUUCCUUCCGUGAGUUUCAAAAAAUUGAAUUUCCAUCUCAGACUAGAGAAGGAUUUCUUGACGAAGUCCUUGACUGUAAGGGAUUACUACUUUUGACCACUUAUUUACCAUCCGUAUGGACCGUAUUGAAUGGUCAUCGUUUCCAACGCUUUAUUCUAUGGAACCCUGCAGCUAGACUGACUAUGACUCUCCCUACGCCUUGCAUUGAUAUACCCAACAGCAACUACUUCUACUACUACUACAACUGUACUCACGGGUUCGGUUUUGACGAUAAAAGCAAUGAUUACAAGGUGCUGAGAAUCGUGUAUGGACAUAAUGGUAGAACGAUGGCGGAACUGUUUAAACUCCGUACAGGCGCUUGGGAGACUAUUAGUGUCAUCGACGACUUUCACUAUGUUGUAGUAUGUGGCGCUUCGCAGGCUUUCGUAAAUGGAGCUACCCAUUGGGUUGGAUAUCAUUCGAAGUUUGAAAACGAAUUGGUGGUCCUGUUGUUUCAUAUGUCUGAGGAGGAAUUCCGAGUGAUGAAACUUCCAGAUGUUCUAACUAGAACAGAUUUCAAUUCUAUUUCUCUUGUGGUAUCUGAUGGGUUGCUCUCUGUGAUACAGAAGCAUAAUCCAAGAGACCAUGACGAUUUGAGUGGGCCAGGUUAUAGUUGUUGCAUUUGGUUGAUGAAAGAAUAUGGCGUAAUAGAGUCAUGGAGUAAACAAUGCACUAUUGAUUUAAGGGAUCGUGGAGGGUUGUGGGAGGCAAUCAGUUUUAGGAACAAAAGAGUUCUCCUUCUAAGUGAGAGCAGCAGUGAAAAGCUGGUCUUAUAUGAUCCCAAGACCAAUAGAUUCCUUAAUCUUGGAAUUAGAAAUGUGGGCACUAGUUUGCUUAUUAUGAAUACAUAUGUUCAAAGUCUAGUGCUACUCAAUCAAGUAAAUGUUGUGCGAGAGUGCUAGACUUCUUCAAGGAGAAAAGAUGCGGCUCACACAGAAUGGCUCGAAAAGGCUUGGACAUUUGCUACUCUUUAGAACCCCUUGCGAUUAUUAUGAUCUUUCAGCUGGGUGAGAAUGACACUAUAUUGAUUUAAAACAGUUUUUCUCAGGUAUGUCAAUGGACAGUUGUAUUUGUUGUUUGUUCUUUUUCAAUAAAUCGUGACUUAUUCAAUUAUCUCUAUCAAACGUUAAUUAGGUAAUAACUUAUCAUUGUGUUGUUGCUUAGUGCU
Molecule: messenger RNA, 1510 nt
Organism: Alnus glutinosa
Lineage: Eukaryota; Viridiplantae; Streptophyta; Magnoliopsida; Fagales; Betulaceae
Product: F-box/kelch-repeat protein At3g06240-like
Exons: 1
Coding region: 54-1244 (396 amino acids)
Molecular function (GO): protein binding
Source: RefSeq, a predicted model, not a curated record